Messenger RNA from Magnolia sinica, 533 nucleotides. RefSeq lists its product as uncharacterized. Lineage: Eukaryota; Viridiplantae; Streptophyta; Magnoliopsida; Magnoliales; Magnoliaceae. The coding region runs from base 1 to 471 and encodes 156 amino acids. The transcript is spliced from 5 exons. The record is from RefSeq and is a predicted model, not a curated record.
AUGGCUGAGUCCGCCCUUAUGGAAGUAUCAUCCCCGAAAUCAGAAUUUUCAUCUUUAAAAGAAUUUGUGGUGCAGCUGAUAUCCUCUAGGACAAAUCUAAAAUCCAUAGUAUCGGAUAAUUCAGCUAAUCUCAACCCAAACCAACCGGCGUCAUCAUCAAACCAGGGACACUUAGCGAAAAAGGGAAAGACUACCACUUGCAGUAGUAUCGAGGACGUGAUCGAAGUUCUUCUUACUAGUAUUCGUGGGGUUACUGUUGCUAGAGGAAUUGUCUUGAGUAAGGAUCCGCUCACAAAAGUAGGUGGGUUCCCACUUGGAAAUGGUUUUUGGGAAGUAUAUAUUCAGGUGGCAAUUGUUCGUGAAGAGACUUUGAUGAGACCCUAUGGACGAUACAGAACAAUUGGGGAUGUGGAUGGAACAAGUAUUUGUUGGCCUAAUUGUUGUUGUUUGGUUGUGACAGCUAUGGAUUGAGCUAAAUGGAGGGAUCUCUCUCUCUCUCUCUCUCUCUCUCUCUCUCUCUCUCUCUCUCCCUC